CUGGAGGCCGCGGCAGCCGAGGCGCGAGCUGCCCGAUAAUGGCGGCCUGCAGAGCUCAUGAGAGGGAGAAGCGGCGGCGGCUGCCCUGAGAAACCUCGACCUUGAAGAUGGUGAGUAGCCAGCCAAAGUACGAUCUAAUACGGGAGGUAGGCCGAGGUAGUUACGGUGUUGUUUAUGAAGCAGUCAUCAGAAAGACCUCUGCAAGAGUAGCAGUGAAGAAAAUUCGAUGCCACGCACCUGAAAAUGUUGAACUAGCCCUGCGAGAGUUCUGGGCACUAAGCAGUAUCAAGAGCCAGCACCCAAAUGUGAUUCACUUGGAAGAGUGCAUUCUGCAAAAAGAUGGGAUGGUGCAAAAGAUGUCCCACGGCUCUAAUUCUUCCCUUUAUUUACAGCUUGUAGAGACUUCAUUAAAAGGAGAAAUUGCCUUUGAUCCCAGAAGCGCCUAUUACUUGUGGUUUGUGAUGGAUUUUUGUGACGGAGGAGACAUGAACGAGUAUCUGUUGUCCAGGAAGCCCAACCGAAAGACGAACACCAGCUUUAUGCUUCAGCUCAGCAGUGCUUUGGCUUUCUUGCACAAAAACCAGAUCAUCCACCGAGACCUGAAGCCUGAUAACAUCCUCAUUUCUCAAAGCAGGUUGGACACCAGUGACUUGGAACCCACACUGAAAGUGGCCGAUUUUGGUCUGAGUAAAGUUUGCUCGGCUUCUGGACAGAACCCUGAAGAACCUGUCAGCGUAAACAAGUGUUUCCUUUCCACGGCGUGUGGGACGGAUUUCUACAUGGCUCCUGAAGUAUGGGAAGGACACUACACAGCAAAAGCUGACAUCUUUGCUCUGGGAAUUAUCAUCUGGGCCAUGCUGGAGAGGAUCACCUUCAUAGACACAGAGACCAAGAAGGAGCUCUUGGGGAGCUAUGUAAAGCAGGGGACCGAAAUUGUGCCUGUGGGGGAGGCACUUCUGGAAAACCCCAAAAUGGAGCUCCUCAUCCCGGUGAAGAAAAAGUCGAUGAAUGGGCGAAUGAAGCAAUUGAUUAAGGAGAUGCUGGCCGCAAACCCUCAGGACCGUCCAGACGCUUUUGAACUAGAGCUCAGAUUAGUCCAGAUUGCUUUUAAAGACAGCAGCUGGGAAACGUGACCUCCCGCCUGCAAGUGUCUUAGAUGGUGUGCUGCUUCUGACUCAACAGUGAUUCAACAUUACAUGGUCGGAAAGAAGACGAAAGUUAGACUCCACUCUCUGAGGGUUUAGGUUCAUUGUGGGGUCAUUUUUUUUCUCUCAUUUUUCUUACUCCAUGCAGGCCAUUUUAUUGUAUGUUUUGAAUGUGUAUUACCAAUGGGGUAUAAAAAAUUUUUUUUAAUGAUCAUUGGUAAAAGUUUGGCAGAAAAAAUUCUCCUAAAAGCCAAGCAGAGAAGAGAGUCCAAUUUUCUGGAAAUAUGUCUUUAAGUAUUUUAGACAUUCCUUGUCAGUAUUAGGCAUUUCCAUGGAAGAAGAGGUUUGCAUGCUGGUCAUGCAACCUUUGAAGCUUUGUAAAGGAAACAUAUAUGUAUAUAUUUAUGUAUAUGUAAGUAUGUGAAUGUGUGCAUUUUGCAUUCCACAUGAAGAAAAUGCCACUUCUGUUUAAAUUAUUUGAUAGAGGUUUGGGUUUUUGAGAUUUGCUGGUGAAAUUGGUGAUGAAAACUCACACAGAACCACCCCUCAUCUUCUACCUGCCCCUUCCGCUCCUGGAAAGACACUUUUAUUUUUUGUUUGUCUGUUGUUUUGUUUUGUUUUCCCAAUAUACAUCUCUUGAGAGGCAUCAUUUUGGAGGGUCUAAAAUGGCUGAGUAAACGUAAUUGGAGCUAAGCCAAGCUGCUGGAGUAAGUCUGAGCUCUCCGGGCCCUGUAGCUCUUCGAGUGGAAUUAGUCUCAGUCACUUGGUAGGAGGUCGGCAAGGAUGCCGAUGGCUCAGCCAGACCUUCAGGUAACUGAGCGUUUGUUUAAACCACUGCACUGGGACAUGUGUGUGCUUGCACAUCUGCCGUGACCUGAGGAUGGUAUUCUUCUGCUCUGAAACAUUGCUUUACACGACUGUAAUACUUGAUGUAUUAAUUUUGAGUUUUAUGACUUUUUCUAAGUCUCAGCAUAAAGUUGAAGAAACCAAAUGUGCUCACCCUCGAGUUGCUGGCCCUGAUGUGGCUUCCUGUUGGAUCACUGGAGUCCCUGUCACUUUGGCACUGUGAUACAGUAAUGGGACUGGUAAUCACUGUCAUAAAUAUUGGUUGCUUUUUUCCAAAGUGAGAGAUGAUACACACAGAGUUUGGCAAAUAGAUAAAAUUUUGUGCCAUCAACUGCUUUUCGAGCAGAAAAGUUGUGGGUAUCAUAUCGUCACCUGGUGUUGUCAGUCAGAAAGCAAGAGCCUCCUAACUCCUGAAGUGAGACUCUAGCUGCAUGUUUGUCCCUAGAUUGUCCAUGCUGAUGCGGGAAAGGGAGUCUUUCCUAAACCAGAAUAUGCUAUUAGAGUCUACCAUUGUAUCUCCAAAUGAAGCUUUCUGAUGCACUAAACCCUCACCCACCCCUCCUGGGGUGGAGCCCUGGGCCCUGGGCAGGUAGGGAAGUGUGGGACACUGACCCCCAUGGAUCCUUAUAAAGCACUAAAAUGCAAAAGUCAAAAUAGCAGCGUGUUGACCGUGUCUCCUCAAUGCUUGAAACUCCACCCUUCACCUUGGGGCUGGGUCUAGCUCAGUGAGCGGCCCUGUGUUCAAUCCCUAGCACCCUAAAGGCAGUAAGUUAACUCAUGUGUUCAGAGGGUAAUAAAAGAUAAAACGCAAAAAAAAAAAUAAAACAUGUAAAGCUGGAGGUUUAGAAACAUGAAUAGAAAGGCUUUAUUAAAAUCCCAUCAAAUGAAAAAAAAAAGUCACACCUAAUAUCACUUGCAGACUUAACUAAAAUAAUUCUUUCUGGAAUAGAAGCAUACUAGACAUUCAUGGUAAUUGACCCUCUAGGUCAUCAAGUUGACACAGAUCUGACGAGGGGAUCAAGUUCCAGGAAAUUAGAAAGUCUCAUUAUAAUGUAUUCUCAAUGACUUGGCGCUGCGUCAGAUCGAUAUGUGACGUAGCCAACAGUUCAUUUGUUCUACAAGUACCUGUGCACUAGAAGCCCAUACAUCCUAAGCACAUAGCUUCUGAGCCUGUCUCCUUGAAAUAAUGUGUAAUUUGCUUUGUCUUUUGUUUUGGUUGGCACUGGGAUCCCACCAGUGCCUUGCAUGUGCUACACAAAGGCUUUGCCACUGAGCUACAUGUCUAGCCCCAGUUAUAAUUUAUUUUGAAAGAUUUUUAUUUGUGAAAUAUAAUUCUUUCUUUCAUUAGAGGUAAGAGUGUGGGGUGAUCGGGAAAUUUCUUCCAGAAUUUUCUCAAGUCCUUGUAUUCUAAAAUAGCUUAUGAUAAUCAACAAAAGGAUAGUAAUUUCUUUGUCUUUCUUUGUUCUUUUCAGUCAGAGGUAUUUAUUAAGUACCUACUGUGUGCUCAGCACUAAAGUUUAGUUGAUUUGACAACAAUUUAAGAUUUGCAUUUGGGGGGGGGGGGCUGGACUCAGCAGUUUAGAGAACUUGCUCUUGCACAGAACAGAGUUCAGUUCCCAGCACCCAUGUUGGGUAGCUCACAACCACCUAACUCCAGCUCCAGGGAACCCAGUAUCCUCUUGCUUCCAUAGACACACACACACACACACACACACAUAUACAUGAUUAAAAAAAUAAAAAUAAACCUUUUUUUAAAAAAUGACAUUUAGCCAUGCACUUUCUCCAGUCACGGGUAAGAAAUCAAGAUGGGGAGUGAUAAUUGGAAAAUUUGGGUAUUUGCUAAAAGACAAAUGCAAUCCAGAUAUUGUGCACAGUGCCUUGCCCAUGAUAGGUACUCAAUAAACAGUUAUUCCUCAUAGUCUGUUGCCAUGGUUUCUAGUGUUUUAUGAAAUUUGUCUUAAUUGAAAAAGACCAAAUAUUUCCGAUAACGCUCAUAGGCAGCUGUGUCCCGUCACUGUAGGGUUGUACAGUUAGGUCCUAGAUGUUACUUUGCACUAGUUGUCACUUAGAACAUGGGGGCUGUAGAUUCUUGGUGCUAAGGGAUGCUUUGUCAUUUCAAUGAUGUAAGUGUUAAGUGUCAGAUAAAUAGCACAGAAUAGUUCUUUCUGCAGGUCUGGAUUUUUGUUCUUGUUUUUUUCUUUGUUUUUAAUUGUAAAAUGUUACCAAUCAAACUAUUGUAGCAGCUACAAAAUAAUUCACCAGCAUGACAAAGUAGUCAAUAAACGAUGUCAUAGGCACAUCAGAAAUGAAAGCAACUUUAAAAUUUUUCUUUUAAAAUUGUCAAAUAUAUUUUAUGAAGAAUUUAUAAAGGGGAAAGUAUUGUAAUUUAUUGUUCAUGAGUUUUUUGUUUUUUUUUUUAAUAAAGUGAAUUUCA
Messenger RNA from Microtus oregoni (creeping vole), 4425 nucleotides. RefSeq names its product PDLIM1 interacting kinase 1 like (gene Pdik1l). Gene Ontology annotation, molecular function: ATP binding; protein kinase activity. Bases 108 to 1133 code for a protein of 341 amino acids. The transcript has 3 exons. Lineage: Eukaryota; Metazoa; Chordata; Mammalia; Rodentia; Cricetidae. The record is from RefSeq and is a predicted model, not a curated record. Gene Ontology annotation, biological process: protein phosphorylation.